AUGGGUGGAGGGUUGAUCUGCUGGAGGCUGCAGAUUGAAGACUCUGACAUAGACCAAGAGGACAGCCAUGUUUUCAGCCAAACCAGAGAUCAAGCUGUAAAACACAGGAGGAGGCCGCCCCCCUCUGCCAGACCCCCCUCCACCUCACAGCGUAACCCCCAACACAGCAGCUCCACAGACGAGCAGGAGAGCCCGGAGAGGGUGGAGCAGAAGGAGAAACUCCAUGCGGAGCUGAAGCAGGUGUUGAGUCAGAAAAGAAGUCGUCAGAGAGCUUCCUCCUGCCAGCUGGCACAAGCAGAGAUGGACUCAGAGCCAGCAGAGGAGCAGGCGAGGGUGGAGGAGGCCUCCAAGGCGGUGGAAGUCAUGAUGGAGACGGAGGCAGAGGUUGGCGCCAGCGGCUACAGCGUGACGGGUGGAGGAGAGCGGGGGAUCUUUGUUAAAGAUGUCCUCAAAGACUCUCCGGCUGCCAAACACCUGAGUCUGCAACAAGGCGAUCAGCUGCUGAGUGCUAAAGUCUUCUUCGACAAUGUGAAGUACGAAGACGCUCUCAGGAUCCUUCAGUGUGCAGAGCCCUACAAGGUCAGCUUCCAGCUGAAGAGGACCGUCCCUAAAGACGAGGUCAGCGUGCGACCAAGAGUGCCAAGUGUGGAGGUCAAAAACCCCAAAGUCAAGAUAGCCAAAAUGAGUGUGAAGGGCACGAAGCCAUUCAAGGCCCUUAAGAAAAGAGGUGGUCGUUUUGGUCUGAAGAGGUUGAAAGAGAAGCAGAGAGAAGAGCUGGUAAUUGAAGGAACUCCUCCACGACUGGAAAUGGGUGACGUGGAUGUGGAUAUCUCACUUCCAAAAAUCAAACAGAGGAAGAGCAGGACGUCCGAAGAAGAAGACGUCCGAGGAACAGCAAGCGUAGCGAAAGCAAAAAAAGGGAUCAGAUUUCCUCGCAUGAAAGUCAAGAAAUACACAAGAGCAAAGACAGAAGGGAAAGUGGAAACAGGGCAGCUAGAAGGACAUGUAAACAUCCCUCCAUCCAAAAUGCCUGAAGCUAAAGGGAAAACCAAAGGAAAAGGACACAAGUUUGGGAUGACAUUCCCUAAAACUAAACACAUAAAGUCAGAUCCUUAUUUAGAAAGUGGAUCGGUGGAGCUGAAGCCUCCAGAUGUAAGCCUCCAGACACCAUCUGUGGAGUUCAGUGUGUCACCCAGUAAAGACAAGGAUGUGGAGAAGAGAGGCUUAAAGUUUAAUCCCCCAAAUGUAGAGUUUGCACUCCCGUUAGCAAAACCUGAGGUGUCCUUGCCAAAAGUGAAGGGAUCAGCAGGAAUUAAAGCUCCCAAAGUUGAUGUAAAAGGAGAAGCCAAUGCAGCUGAAGGGAAGAUUAACGUGGAAGGCGGCAUGGGAGAUACAAAACUCAGAAUGCCUAAAUUGAAGCUUCCCAAAGUUAGAUUGUCACGUCAUUCGGAAGAGAUUGAUGGUGAAAUAAAGGUAAAGACUGAGGGGAUGAAAAUACCUCAUGUUGAUGUAAAAACAAAAGGAGAUGGUGAGAUUAGGCUUCCUGAAACACAUCUAACCAAACCAAAAGGAAAAGGUGAAGUUGGUUCUUUUGAACGUCCAUCGGUUGAUGCUUCUUUGCCCAAAGUUAAGUUUGGCACUGAUGGUUCUCUUCAAGGUCAUGAAAGAGCAGUGAAGACAGAAGUGAAGAUGCCUACCAUUGAUAUCUCUGUGCCAGAGGUGGAUCUGGAAUUUGAUACAGGACAAAGGCUUCCAGAUGAAGUGGAGGGCACCAUAAAAGGAGCUAAAAUCUCCAUGCCAAAGGUUGACAUCUCUUUACCAAAAAUGGGAUCUCCUGAUACAGAUAUUAAAUGUCCAGAUGGAGAAGGAGAGUUUAGUGUACCUUCUGUUGACAUCUCUGUCCCAAUGGUGAAAUCAGAUGUGGAUAUGGAUUAUUACGUUGGGGGAGAUGGAAAGUUCAAAAUGCCUGAAUUUGACAUAACUCUCCCAAAACUAAAGCCAUCAGAGCAAGAAGUAGAAGGGGGUUUCAAGUUACCCAAAGUGGACAUAAUUCUUCCCAAAUACCAAAGUGAUCAUGAAGGAGAAGGAACGUUUCAGUUACCAUCGAUUGAGAUGGAAGUCGACACUAAAGGUGUUAAAUUCCAAAAACCUGUCAUUUCACUGCCUAAACAUAAAAUAAAGGGAGAUGUUGAAAUGGAUGAAGGUGCUGAAAAGGGUGGAGAGUUCAAAAUGCCUUUAGUCAACAUCACCCUACCUGAGAUUGGAACAGGUGGGGCUGAAGUUGAUUUACAAAAACACAAGAUUCAGGGAGAGAAAAUUAAAGUGUCAUCAGUAGACAUUUCUCUUCCAAAUCCCAAAGGUGAGGUCAAUUUUGGGGGAAAAAUCAAAGGAGGUGUGAAUAUUCAAGGACCAAAAGUCAAAGGUGGGAAGUUCGAAACGCCCAAAAUUGAUCUCUCACUUCCUAAAGGAAAAGAACAUGGAAAUAGUGGUAUUGACAUUCACUCUGGAAUAGAUAGGAACAUUGAUGUACCCUAUUGUGAUAUUGGAGUUGAAGGUCCUGAAGGUAAAACAGGAAAAUUCAAAAUGCCCAAAGUUAACAUCAUUCUUCCAAAACUGCCAGAGGGUGAAGCCAAAAUUGAAAGUCCAGAAGACAAAGGGAAAAUUGAAAUGCCAACUACUGAUAUUUCUCUUCCUAAACAAAAACAAGAGGGGGAUCUUAACAUUGAUACCAAAGGAGCCACAAUUCAAAUGCCUUCUUCCAACAUUAAUCUUCCCAAGAUAAAAUCCAAGGAAGCAAGUACUGAUGUAAAGGGACAUAAAGGAGAGUUCAAAAUGCUGUCAUUGGAUAUUUCAGGACCUAAGAUUAAAUCUCCAGAGGUAGAUGUCAAACUUCAGGGUUCAGAUGUAGAUAUUUCACUUCCAACACCAAAAGGGGACGUUGACAUCAGUUUUGAAGGUCCUGAUGGGAAAGAUAGAACAUUAAAAAUACCAACAGUUGAUGUUUUAUUGCCAAAGGUAAAUGUUCCUGAGGGUGAAGUCACAAUAAAAGGACCUGAACUAAAAGGCAGGAAGAUUGAGCUACCUGACAUUGAUAUUUCACUGCCAAAAGGAAAAUUAGAUGGCGAGGCUGAUGGACAUGGUAGUAAAGGUGGAAAGUUCCACAUGCCUUCUGUGGAUUUCUCUUUACCUAAGAUUAAAACUAAAAGAAGAGAGGUCAACAUAAAAGGUCCAGAAAUUAAAGACGGAAGUAUCAACAUGCCUGAAGUUGAUGUUUCACCUCCAGAAGGAAAGGCUGAAGUUGAAAUAAAUGUUGAAGGCCCUGGUGUGAAAGGAGGAAAAUUUAAGAUGCCAAAGUUUGAUUAUUCCCUACUAAAGGGUGAUGUAUCUCCUUCUAAAAUAAAGGCUCCAGAGGUAGACGUCAACCUGAAGGGCCCUGAGAUUGGAGGGCCCCAGGUUGACUUACCAUCUGUUGAUAUUUCACUCCCCAAAGGAAAAGUUGAGGGCAACUUUGAUGUUGAGGGUCCUGAAGUCAGGGGUGGUAAGAUUAAGAUGCCUAAAAUUGAUAUGUCCUUACAAAAGGAUAACCUCCCAGAAGGUGAUUUGAAGAUAAAAGACCAAGACAUAAAAACAGGGAAGAUUACAAUACCAGAUAUUGAUAUGUCCCUUCUCAAAGGAAACAUAGGUGGAGAAAUUGAAGCUGAAGGACAUGUUGCCAAUAGAGGGAAAUUCCACAUGCCCUCAAUUGACGUAACUCUUCCUAAAAUGAAAUCAAAGCCACAUGACAUAGAUGUUGAGGUUCCUCAAGUCCAAGGAGCCCAGGUUGACUUACCAUCUGUUGAUAUUUCACUCCCCAAAGGAAAAGUUAGGGGCGACUUGGAUGUUGAGGGUCCUAAAGUGAAGGGUGGAAAGUUUAAGAUGGCAAAAAAUGAUGAGUCUUUACCAAAGGUUAACCUCCCAGAAGGUGAUUUGUCGAUUAAAGGCCCAGGCAUUAAAGCAGGAAAGAUUACAAUGCCAGAUAUUGAUUUGUCACUUCCAAAAGGAAAAGUAAAAAGUAGAAUUGAAGCUGAAGGACAUGGUGCCAAAGGAGGAACACUCCACAUGCCCUCAAUUGACAUAACUCUUCCUAAAAUGAAGACUAAGGGACCUGACAUCAAUGUUCAGGGUCCUGAGAUUGAAGGGUUUGACAUAAACAUGCCUUCUCUUGAUGUUUCUCUACCUAAAAUAAAGUCACCAGAGCUAGAUAUCAAUUUUGAAGGACCAGAUUUAAAAGGAGAAACUGUCAAAAUCCCAAGGGUUGAUGUUUCACUUCCCAAAGGUACAAUAGAGGGUGGCAUAAAUGUUGAAGGCCCUGAUGUAAAAGGAGGAAAAUUCAAGAUGCCAAAGUUUGAUGUUUCUCUACCACAUGUGAGUGUACCAAAACUUGAAGGACCAGACAUAAAAGGAAAAAUUGAAAUUUGA
Molecule: messenger RNA, 4458 nt
Organism: Nematolebias whitei (Rio pearlfish)
Lineage: Eukaryota; Metazoa; Chordata; Actinopteri; Cyprinodontiformes; Rivulidae
Gene: prx
Product: periaxin
Exons: 10
Coding region: 1-4458 (1485 amino acids)
Biological process (GO): regulation of RNA splicing
Cellular component (GO): cytoplasm; nucleus
Molecular function (GO): protein binding
Source: RefSeq, a predicted model, not a curated record